CUGUGCCCUCGAACGCGUCUCAGCCAAGCGGCACCAUUGCACUCACACACACGGCCAAAGAUUUCCCUCCGCGUGUAAUGUGGUUGAGAUUAAUAAGUGACCUAACGAUUAGAUGAAAAUGGGGGGAAGGCUGGCUGGUCGCGAGAGGCCCGGUGAAUGGAGGUCACCGCAGACAGUGCGCGAGCCUCCGCGGUGACACGGAGAGGGGGGAGAGGGAGGACGGACAGCGGCCAGCCGCCUUCAAAAAUGGCGUCUCCGGAGGAAAAUGAGUAAAAAAAACAUUAAACCGCGGCCUGCUUUCUUUGCACUUCCUCCUUCGCUGGGACGCGUCCGUCGUGCUUCUAGUCGCGCUUUCCGCGUUGCCACCGAGCCGCUCGUCGCCUUCGCCCCGAGCGGCCGAAGAAAGCUGAAAUUCGGGGCGCGAGCAUUCGGGGAGGGGGUGGAAAUACAAGCAGCCGUGUUUUAUUUUGAUGCGUCGUCGCUGACAGCUAGCAUCUGCCGCUAGCGCCGCCGCUCCGCUCCGGAGGGGGUGGGAACGAUUUGCAUGCAAAGAAAAAAGCGAUUUUGAUGUCGGGGUUUUCUUCCCUUGUCUGCGGGGGAAUGAUCGCUACCAACGUGGUGAGGCGAUUACAGCCUUUUCGAGCUGCUAGCAGCGUAGCUACAACUAGCCGGAAGAAAGGGGAGGAGAGAUGGUGAAAAAGGACGCAUUCAAAUCAAAUGUUUAUCAGCUAUUCGUCCAUCACCGGCCAAAUCCGCGGCAGCCUCAUCAUGACCGUGACUGAUUUUGGACUAAAUCUGCGUUCGUGGAAAUGAUAAACGUGAAAGGCGACGGAAAAGGAGAAAGACUGGCUUUUUUUGGAGGUGGUUGGAUUAUAACCCCGUAGACCCCCCUCUUUUUUCAUCCAGCUUUCUCCUCCUCCCCUCCAUUUCUCUUUCAAUAUGCUGUUUUCCACUCCUGAGGACUUGCUUAUGAAACCGGGGGAAAUAGCCUGAGACAGAACGCGAGGAAAAACUGGAUUUUCCCCGCAAUUUUGCUCCGCGACGGGCUCGUUGCUUUCGUCCUCUUCGCACGCAUCGCACGGCACAUAAAUGGAUAGAAAUUACCCGGGUACAGGAUUCGGCGAUUUGGGCGCAGGAGCAGGAUGGAGUUACGAGAGAUCGGCUAAAGCAAGUCUUGUAUAUGGGAGUUCCAGAUCAUCCCACCCUGAGUCUGAGCUCCUCCACCGACAAGCCUACGCCACCCCACACCCUCUGCAGGGCUAUGCCACCAAUCACCACCCAGGGAGCUCUGGCCAAGGCGGGGCUUGGGGAGCAGCUGGACGGAGUUUGGGUCUGUCGGGGCUUUUCGACACCGGCCUGCACCACGCCAGCCCCUCGGCUCCCGAUGCUUCUGUCAUGAAUCUGAUCUCAGCCCUGGAGUCCCGGGGUCCCCAGCCUCCACCCUCUGCCUCCUCCCUUCUCUCUCAGUUCCGCACGCCAUCCUGGCAGACAGCAAUGCACACGCCUGCUCCUCCUGAACUGUUCAUCUCUGGAGCCCUUCCUGGCUCUGGCUCCUUCCCCUCCUCCUCAGCUUUAUCAGCCUAUCAACAUCCAGCAUCCUUCUCCAGCCGUUCUUUCCCCGCUGCCUCCCUUUCCCUCCAGGACACACCCACGUUUAGUCCCACUUCUAAUGGCCUACUCUCCCCACAUGACCCCCUGCUGCACAUCAAGGCCCCCUCCCAGUCCAGCCUGGGUUUUGAUAGACUCCUGUCGUCGCAGGGUGCUGCUGCAGCUGCCUAUCGGGGCAGUCAGGAUCCCACAGGAGCCUCAUCAGCCCAGGCGUCCUCUGCCAGGCAUCUGCAGUCGCACCAGUUCAACCUGCUGUCGUCACAGCUCCAGGACCAGUCGUCCCAGCUGUAUAAUGCAUCCGUAUUUUCCUCAGCCCAGCCCCAGCCUCAAUCGCAGUCCCAGUCUAAUUCAGCUCAGGAACGGGCUGUACCUCGUCAAGACAGCGUUAUCAAGCACUACCAGCGGCCCACACCAGCUCAGUCACAGCUCUCGUCCUCUGCUGCUCACUCUCUCCAGCACUACCUCAGCUGUGGAGGGGCAGGAUACCAGCAGAUAGCCACCCACCACAGGCAUGCGGGGCUGUCUUGCAGUCCACUGGGUGACCAGAGUCCUUCAUCAGACCACAAGCCCACCUCGCGCACUGAGCAGUAUCGGCCAAUCAUCCAGCCCCCGUAUUCUUCAUCCUCUUCAUCAUCCUCUUCCUCCUCAGCUGGGAAAGGUACCAAAAGUAGCUCCAGCAGUGGUUAUUCCUCUGCCAGUUCUGCUUCAUCUUCAAGAACUCCUCAUACACCACCUUCUGCUUCCUCUACGUCAUCGUCGUCGUCCUCCUCUUCUGCCACAUCUGGGGCUCAUCCUUCCAACUCGAUCCCCACCUCCAGCUCCAGCGCAGCUCCCUCCAGACAGCAGCCACCCCCUCAAACAGCUCCGCCUCCUCCAGCUCCACAGCAACAGCAGCAGCCCCCUGCCACUUCCACCUCAGCCCCCCAGUCCCUUCCCAAAUCAUGCCUGUCAGGUUAUGGCUCUCCUGUGCCCCCUGUGAAAACCCCCACUUCUGCCCUCACUGGUCAGACUCCACCACAACAGCAGACACAGUCAUAUUCUCCUAAUCAGCCUCCUACUUCCCACCUGGCUCAAUCUUAUGGAAGCUUUAGUUCACCACAGGCUCAAGACCUGAGCUCAGGUACUGCUGGGAAAGGCUAUGGGAGCUUAGGAGGACGAAGUCAGUCAUACUCCACUGAUAUAUAUGGAACUGAUUCUGCGUAUGGAUCACUUCCAUCCUCCUUGGGUGGAGCUGGGAGCCCAUCAUUAGGCUAUGGAGCUCCAGGACACUCCCCUGCUCUAUUGAGGUCAAGUGGUUCAUCAGGUAGCGGAGCAUCUGGAGGAGGAAGUAGCAGUGGCACAGGAAGUGGAAAUUCUGGAUCUGGAGGAGGAGCAGGAAAUGGUAUGACUAAUGAGAGAGGUGGAAGUGGGGCAGGCUCCUACCAUAUUCCAGACUCUAGCCCCUCUCCAUCAGGCAACUCGGGUAUCAUCCGUCCAGGUUUACACUCCCCAGUACCAACCUGUCCCACACAAUCUCCAGGAGGUGCAAGCUCCAGUAAAUACAUCUCCUCCGUUCUCUCUCCCACCUUUCUAGCCUCCCCACAGGGCUACCCUGACACAAGAGGCCCCAGCUCCCAACCUCAGGCCUAUCAUCCCUCCUCCUCUAAAACAAAGGCUGACACUUCCAUGCUAGGAGUGGGGUCUCAGAGAUCCCAAGAGGAAGUAGAUGAUGAUGACGAGUUUUUGAUCCAGCACCUGCUGCAAGCUCAAGCCAGUCCCGCACCCCAGACUGCCCAUCACCAUCCUCAGCAGCAACCCCAACAGCCAUCGCAGCAAACACAGCCUCAGCCACAGUCAGUGCCGCAAUCUGCUGAUUCAGGCAAAGGCCUGAGCUAUGACAUGGGCAAGACGUCCGAGGAGAGAUACCACCCCCAGAGUGUCAUACGUACACACAGUGCCACGUCCACUGCUGGUGUAGGAAACACAGGAUCUGGGGGAUCGAUCUCAGGGCUCGACAACCAGCUGGAGAUGUCAUUAAAGAAACAGCAACAGCAUCAACACCAUCAUCAACAACAGCAGCAAAGGAACGAGAGGUCUGUUGGAAAUGGCAGAAGCAGUGGAGGGAGAGGAAAUGCUGAACAAGUGCACUCCCACCUCCAUCACCAUGACAACCUAGGCUCAGUAGUCCACUAUGGGCGGGGUGACCCUUACGCCCAGCAUUCUCUUGCUCCCCAACACUCCUCACAUGCACAACAUGUGUCCUCACACUCUCAAAUGCCGCCCCACACCCAAAUGGAGCUCCAGAAGAAGUCACAGGAACAUGCUGAUAUCUCUUACCCUCGAAAAACACCAGAGAUCCAGCAGCAGCAUUCCCAGUCUCAAGCUGCUGCCUCGCUGAUGGACUCACCUACUGACCAGUCUCGUCAACCUCCACACCUGCUCCAGUCAGUGUUGUCCCACACCACCCGUAACAAACUGGAGACACAUCAGCAGCACCACAAGAUGGACUCACAUCGGCCACACCAACAGCAUCACAAAAUGGACUCCCACCAGCCACAUCAACAUCCAAAAAUGGAGUCUCACCCUCAGCAUCCGCAGCACCAGAAGAUGGAGUCCCAUCAGCAUCAGCAGCACCACAAAAUUGAUUCUCAUCCACAACAUCAGCAGCACCAUAAAAUGGACUCUCAUGCCCAACAGCAGCAGCACUCUAUCAGCCAACAGCAGGCUGUAAUGGAAGGUGCUGGUGGGAGACUUGGCUCCAGUAAGCACCAGACACCGUCCCAGUCCCAAACCAGUCAGCUCCAGCUUCAACUCCAGACCCAGGCUUUGGAAGUGGCAGCAGCUCACUACAACCACGGUCCCCCUCCACAUCAGCACGAGCAGAGCCAGGUUAAACAAAGCUCAGUGGUCUCUUCUCUGGACAUGCUGGAGCGGUCCCUUUCUCAGACGUCUAGCGCAGACGUUGCAGAAGACAGACGCGGUGGAGCAGGCGGCGGAGGGAGGAGCGGAGGCAGCAGCGAGCAUCACAGACAGCAGCAACAGGAGCAGCAACAGAGGCAGCACCCAUCCCACCAUCAGCCCCAGCAAAGCCAUCACUCACAGCAGCACUCAGCCUCGGAACUCCACUCCUUCCUUUCUGAGCCCGAUAUGGGCUUACCCACCCCGUCCCACAUGCACCAUCUCUCACAACACCACCCGCAGCAGCAGCAGCAUCCCAGCUCUCAGCAUCAACAGAGCCACCCUCACCACCAGCCCCAUCCUCAACAACAGCCCCCACACCCUCACCACAUACCCCCACCAUCAUCCUCAGCCCACUCCCAGUCACAGCCUGACCCACAGCAGCUUGCGUCUCAGCAGAGUCAGUUGGACCAACAGCGCUCAGAGCAGCACCAGUUUGACACAGUCAGCCCGGUGGAGAAAGCCGACCAGAAUCAACAAAGCAACCGCUUUGUGCCCCUGACCUCUAUUUGCUUCCCAGACUCCCUCCUCCAAGAUGAGGAUCGGUCUUUUUUUCCAGGAAUGGAAGACAUGUUCUGUGCAGAGGACUACAAGUCGAGCUGUGCCGGAGGUGCAGGACCAGGACAGGGGGAGAUGAAUGAAGGUCACACAGGGCAGGAGGGGAUGGAUUCUAUGAAAGCUGGACAAAGUGGAGGUGGAGCAGGGGGAAGUGCUGGAGGUAGCUAUGAUAUGAUGGGUCACCAUGGUGGAGAUCAGGGUUAUGAACCCUAUUGCCAUGGCUUGGAAGAACCCAGUAACAACACAAUGACUCUGGAUCUAGACUCUCUUAAAACACAUGAGCUCCCUUCUACUGUCAACACUGAACAACUGGGAUUGAUACAGUCUCAGGGCUCAGCUAUGGGCAUGGGCCCCAAUCCUGCUGGGCCCAACAACCCUGGCGCUAAAAUGUCCUCCGGGCCUGGGGGAAAUAACACAGCAACUGGUGCUGGAGGCCUCCAGUCUCCCAUUUUCUGUUCAUCUCGUCCCAAGAAGCUCCUCAAGUCCAGCUCGUUCCACCUGUUAAAGGAACGUCGGGACCCAAACACACUGCCCAAGAAAAGUUACGCUCAAGAGUAUGAGUUUGAGGAUGAUGAGGAUAAAGCGGACCAGCCCGCUGACAUACGGUUGAACAGCCGUCGGCUUCCAGAUCUGUUACCAGACUUGGUGUCCAGCUGUAGGAAAGGAGGAGGAAGCGGGUCUCUUAGUCCUUUAAUGGGUGACAUUGACUUCUACCACUCCUCUGGCUACUCCUCUAUGGGUUCACACUCUCUUCUGCCUCAGGAAGGGCCUAAGAAGAGGGGGCGAAAGCCCACCAGACCUAAAAGAGAGGGUCCCCCAAGGCCAAGGGGCAGGCCUCGCAUCCGCCCAAUGCCGGAGCCAUACACUCCAAGAGGCAUGAUGGGGGAGAUGGGUGGAUCAACAGUGGGAGGGGGAUUCAAUGUGGAGGGGAGAGGUAGAGGUCGAGGCCGCGGAAGCCGAGGUAGGGGAGGAAGGAGGGAGGACAUGUACAUCGAGAUGAGCGGCAAGGAGCAGGAGCCGAUGCAUCACCAUCACCUCCAUCAGCAGCAGCAGCCACAGCCGCUCCAUCAUCAUCAACAGCAGCAGCAUCAUGAGCCAAUUCCACCGCUGAAGAUCAAGUUACCCAUCGGUACCCUGUCCUCCUCUGAUGCUUUGUUGAGGACGGAUUCUUUGUCUGGCACGGACCCUGCUUUGUCAGAUGGCUCGGUGGGCUCAGCUCCUUCCCUCGGUUUAAGCCCUGGACCGCCUUGCAGCACUGAAAGCAAUAGGAGUCAGGACAAGAACAAGCAGAAAGGCCAGAUGAUGAGCGAAGGAGUGGAUGACGAGGGGCUGGAGGAAAGGGUGGAUGAAAAGGACUCCGACUCCAAGGCUGGCUUUGUUGCAUCAUUUUUGGACUUUCUCAAGAUGGGGAAGAGACCUCCAGGCUUAGACAUCUCACCAGGUAUGGAGCCUGACAAUGGAGAAACCUCCCCCUGCAAAUCAGGGGGUCUGCGACCACUGUCUCCAGCACCACCCCCUCCCCCACCGCCUCCUCCUUUCGGGGACAGUGAAGGGAAUGGGGGUCUGGCUCUGGGCAACUGCCCCAGCCCUAAACGCUUGGAAGACGAGCUGAAAAGAAACCUGGAGACCUUGCCUUCAUUCUCCUCCGAUGAGGAGGAUUCUGUCGGAAAGAACCAGGACCUUCAGAAGAGCAUCUCCUCGGCCAUUUCUGCUCUGUACGACACACCUCAGCUAACCGCUAACAUCCCGGCCCCACUACCUCCUCCGACUCCUCCGCCUCAGCCUAGCCAGGGCCCUCUUACUCCCACCCUGCAGCCUCCAACACUUAGUCCGCAACCGGCCAUGCAUACUCCACACACGCAGCCCCAGUCCAACGAACCUGACCUGCUACAGCCAGAAGAAGACAUGGAGGAGAACAAGGUGGAGGAGAACGAGGAAGAAAGGAGCACGGGAGGGGAGGAGGAGAGCGACAUUACAGAGGAGAGAGAACCACAUCUGGAAACGCUUGGUACCUCUAAAAUUGAUGCGCCACUCCCUGAGAUUCCUCCAGCACCAGCAACUCCUGAACCUCCCUCUAUAGCUCAGUCUCCCGCCUCGUCUUCCUCCCCUUCUCAUUCCCCUCUCCCUCCCCUCUCCCUUCCCUCACCCCCUCCUCCACCAGAAGAACAACAGGAGCCUUCUCAGCCUCCAAGCACUCCUCCCUCCCCAACUUCCCCGCCUGCCCCACCAGCUACCCUCCCUCAGCCUGCCACUCCACCCCCGCCGUCCCCUCCUGCCCCAGCUUCAGCUCAGAAGGAGUCUCCCAUGCCAUCUCCAGAGUCCCCUGCCUCCCCUGAAGAGCCCCCUGCUCCUAAAAUCACGUCCUUACACCUUGCCCAGAAGCAGGAAGAUGCUGCCAUUGUUGGAGAGAGUGAGGAAGAUGAGAGCGAAAGUGGAGGGGAAGGCAUCUUCAGAGAAAGGGAUGAGUUUGUGGUGCGGGUGGAAGACAUUCGAACUCUUAAGCUGGCCUUGCAGACGGGCCGUGAGCCCCCACCCAUCUGGAGGGUGCAGAAAGCCCUGCUGCAGAAGUUCAGCCCAGAGAUCAAAGAUGGGCAGAGGCAGUUCUGCGCCACAAGCAACUAUCUUGGCUACUUUGGCGAUGCUAAGAGACGCUACCAGAGAAUCUAUGUUAAGUUUUUGGAGAAUGUCAACAAGAAAGACUAUGUCAGAGUCUGCUCCCGGAGACCUUGGCGCAGAGCAGCACCCGCUCUCAGGCGCCAGUCCCUUCCAAGAAUGGCAUCACCCCCCUCCAGCCACGUGCCACCAAAAGCAGUGGAGAAAGAGGAGAAAGUGGCUCCACCAGUGCAGCACGAACAGAAGGAGAAAACAAGAACAGGCUCAACCACUGCAGCAAAAGAACAACGAGACAAGAAGGACGUCUCAGCUGGUGUUCCCAAAGCCAAGGAGAAAGACAGGGAGCAUGAGAAGGAGAAGCGCAUACAGGCGCAGCAGGAGAAAGUGGAGAAACGGGCUGCGCCGGCAGAACGAGGUAGAGCGAAGGAUGACAGGAAAGCGGUGGAGAGGAAGGAGAAGACUGAGCGCCCACCCAAGUCCAAGCAGGCCAAAGUGAAGGCAGAGCCACCACCCAAGAAGAGGAAAAAGUGGCUGAAGGAAGUACCUUCUUCAUCAGACUCAGACUCGUCGGAUGAGGCAGCUAGCGAGAAUGAGAUGCCAGUGAAAGGUGGAGUGAACAACCGUGCCAUGAGGGAAAUGUUCAGGAGCUACGUGGAGAUGCUGGUCAGCACAGCCCUGGACCCCGAUAUGAUCCAGGCUCUGGAGGACACAGAUGAUGAGCUGUACCUUCCACCAAUGAGGAAAAUUGACAGUAUCCUCAGCGAGCAGAAGAGGAGGUUGCUGAGGAGGGUCAGCAUGAGCUCUCAGCACCAGGAGCUCCUACAUGCUUAUCCCCAGAUCAUUGUAGACCCUCUGGACUCAGGACUGGUGAGGGUCCGGCUAAGUGGGGACGCUUACAAUCGCAAGACCCUCAACAAGCUGAAAAAGACCCUGCCAAAGCCACAGGACCUUAAACUGUCAGCGGAGUCGUAUCGGCUCUACAGUUUCUACCACUCCCUGCAUCACUAUAAAUACCACACAUUCUUACAGUGCAAGAAAGAGACCAACACCAUUGAACAGGCAGCUGAGGAUCCGGGCCAAGAGGAAGUGGUGCAGCAGUGCAUGGCCAACCAGAGUUGGCUGGACACCCUCUUCAGCUCCUUCAUCGAGCUGCUCACACUCAGCACCAAAGCUUGAAUGCAUGGAAGACAUGGAGAGAAUUAACUAAAACAAGAGGAUUAAAACAAAAACGAAGCAGACAAACUGAAAGAGGUGGAUCCUACUGUACAGCCCCCGAUAUUCUCCAAUGAGGACCUGAGGAGGAAUUUUUUCGGGCCCUUGACGUCAGACAGUGGCCCGUGUUCUUUUACAUGUUGUUGAUCAGUGACUAAAGAAAUGUCUCACCUUGUGACAAGGGGACUCCGUGGGAUUAGGGGUCACCGGUGAGUGGAGGGAACUGACAGACACUGAAAAGGGAGAGACAAGGUGAAAGGACAAAGAGGAGCAGCCCUUACGCCAAGUCAACUGUGGAGCAACUGACAUCUUGUUAACUGUGUGUCAUAAAGAGAAACUAUUACCGCUUAGUUUUUACAUAAAUUAUUUUUUGAAAAGACUAACAUCAGCUGUUGGCUUUUGAAAAGAGUGGACGACGGUGAGAAUGCUUUUUAAACUGCGUGCAGAGUGUGCCGUGAGCAACGUGAACAUGGACUCGACCACGGACAGCAACAAUAAAUCUGUAAAUGAA
Molecule: messenger RNA, 9439 nt
Organism: Betta splendens (Siamese fighting fish)
Lineage: Eukaryota; Metazoa; Chordata; Actinopteri; Anabantiformes; Osphronemidae
Gene: prr12a
Product: proline rich 12a
Exons: 15
Coding region: 1090-8892 (2600 amino acids)
Source: RefSeq, a predicted model, not a curated record